AUGAAAUAAAUCCUACUAAUAUCUUUUUAUGUCUUUAAUGUAUUGUGUAACUUGAGAUUCAAAGACAAAGAACAAUUGGAGAGACAUCAUUCACACCCUGAAGUAGUGGAUGAAUUUUUAACUGUGCAUGUGAUCCCUCAUUCUCAUGACGAUGUUGGAUGGUUGAAGACAGUGGAACAAUACUUUUACGGUUUGAGGAAUGAUUACCAAUGGGCAAAUGUGGAAUACGUGAUAGAUUCGUAUAUAGAGGAAUUGUAAAGAGAUUAGAGCAGAAAGUUUAUAUAGGUGGAAACCAAGUUUUUCAAGAUGUGGUGGGAUUAAUAAAAUGAAACAACCAGAGGUAUUACAAGAGAGUUGGUUCAAAAUAGAUAAUUGCAAUUCAUUUCAGGAGGAUGGUGCAUGAAUGAUGAAGCCACAACUUAUUAUGAAGAUAUAAUUGAUCAAAUGACCUUGGGCCAUAAAUUCUUAAAGGAUACCUUCAAUUAUGUACCAAAUAUCGGUUGGUAAAUUGAUCCUUUUGGCCAUCAGAAUUCUUAAGCAGCCUUAUCCUAUUAAAUGGGAUUCAAUGCUUGGUUUUUUGCCAGAAUUGAUUACGAAGACAAAGAAGCAAGACUUGAUAAAAAGAAUAUGGAAAUGAUCAUGUUACCGCCUGCUGAGGGAGUUCAGUAUCCAAUCUUUACUCACAUUCAAUACUAUCAUUACGAAGCACCUCCAACAUUCAAUUUUGACAUCCUAAGAAGAUCAGAUGCUAUUGUUGACAAUAUGAAAUCAGAAAGCUAUAACAUUAAGGAAAGAUCAGAACAACUGGUCUCAUAUUUCAAAUCUCAAUCACUUCAUUAUAAGAGCAAUCACCUGAUCCACACUUUCGGUUCUGACUUCUGUUGGUCCAACUCCAAAGUGUUCUAUCAGAACCUUGAUAAGUUAAUCAAAUACAUCAACGUCACUCCAGAAUACAACAUGAAACUGUAAUAUUCAACACCUGAAGAAUACAUUGCAGAAAUUAAUAAGCAGAACAUUAAAUUCGAAACCAAAUAAGAUGAUUUCUUCCCUUAUUCUGAUGAACCACAUGCCUUUUGGACUGGCUACUUCACAAGCAGAGUAGCAAUUAAAGGUUAUGUGAAACGACUAGGUAGAUAGGCAUAAACCUAUAAAAAAUUGAUUGCCUUACUUUAUCAAUAAGAAUUCGUUUAGGAGGACUAUUAAAAUAUUACUAACGCCAUUUAUGAAUUAGAUAAUGCUUUGGCCAUUUGCCAACAUCAUGAUGCUGUUACUGGAACAGAAAAACAACAUGUCAACGAUGACUACAUCAAAAUACUCUAUAAAGGAGAAUAACAUAUCCAAAAAUUGACAAGAAAGAUCUUAUCCAAAUUUUUAUACAAUACAACAACCAUAGAUUAUGAACAAUGUGAAUAUAACAUUACUUCAUAAUAAUGUACCAAGACUUAUAGUGCUCUUAAGGCUAAUAAAACUGUUAUUCUUACAAUUGUUGAUGGAAAAGUCAAACAAGAAAACAAUACUGAUAUCAUUAGAAUUAAAGUUCCAAAUUUAAAACUAUUAAUUAAAGAUUAAAAUAAUUAAGUAAUAUAUGGAGAUAUCGAUUGCACUAAUGGAUUUUAAGAUUGCGAUCUUUAUUUCAAAUAUUAAAUCGACAAAAACAAUGUAAUCAAGUAUUUCACUAUAUAACCAGUCUUGUAUAAUGAAUCUGCUUCUGAAAUUUUGUUAUCAGUUAACCCAUUUCCUUAUACUGAGGAUACAUUGAUCACUCUUAAUUCAACUAAAUCUUUUAAGUUAAAAUACGCCUACUAUUAAUCCUAUUAAUAAAGAGAUUAAGCAGAUGGUGCUUACAUUUUUAGACCUUCCAACAACUCAAAAAUUAUGUAUGGUAACAUUUCAUAUACAGCCAUUGGAUAUGGUAGAAUUAUGUCUCUCUUCAGAAUUGUUAGAACUUAUACAAAAUCUGUUGUUAAGAACUUUUAUCAUUAAAAAGAAACCUUUGAUAUUUAAACCUAUGUUGAUUAAAUCCCCGUCUCUGAUUCAAUAGGAAAGAAUAUCAUUAUGGUCAUAGAAGUGCCCAAUUUUAACUCCAAUAAAACCUUUUACACAGACAGCAAUGGAUUAUAAUUUUAAAAAAGAAUAGUAGAUUACAGACCUUAAUAUAACUAUUCAAUGCACGAAAAUGUAUCUGGUAAUUACUAUCCAGUCACUAGUGCCAUCUAUAUAUAGGAUGGAUAGGAAUGCGUGGGUCUUUUAAAUGAUAGAUCCCAAGGAGGAAGUAGUUUAGAAAAUGGACAAAUUGAAAUUAUGAUUCAAAGAAGAUUACUAUAAGAUGAUAGCAGAGGAGUUGGCGAGGCUUUGAAAGAAACUGAUGAAAAAGGAAAUGGCUUAGUUCAAAAUAUCUAACAUAAACUUACUUUCUUCAAUAUUUAAAACAAUCCAAAUCAAAUUAGAAAGUUAUAAUAUUAUUUGGAUCUCUAGCCAUUGGUAUUUUUCAAUUUUGAUUCAAAAUUACCACUUAUCCCUGAAGGCUUGAAUUGGUUCUUACCAUUUGAUGGCUUUAAUAUAGAACCAUUACUAAUUUAUGGAGAUAAUUUAUUGAAAUUCAAUUACCUUUUAUGGAAUGAAGAUGAAAUUUUAUUGAGAAUCCAAAAUAUGUAAGAGAAAUUCUCAAUGAAAAUUGAUAAAUUGGAAUUUGUUGGCCAAGCCGUAAGGACUACUUUAACGGGUAAUUAGAAAUGGAAUGAUUGGAAGAAUAAUUCAUUAAAAUGGAAUUAUGAUAAGUAAGUAAACUCUCUAGAUGAAGAUAUAGAUGACGUUCUUUAUCCAUUAUAAAUAUAAACAUACCUUAUAAGGAACAGCGAAAAAUCCUAUUAAUAAUGA
This is a messenger RNA of Paramecium tetraurelia, 2877 nucleotides long. RefSeq lists its product as uncharacterized. The transcript is spliced from 3 exons. Gene Ontology annotation, biological process: mannose metabolic process. Lineage: Eukaryota; Ciliophora; Oligohymenophorea; Peniculida; Parameciidae. The record is from RefSeq and is a predicted model, not a curated record. Gene Ontology annotation, molecular function: carbohydrate binding; alpha-mannosidase activity.